CGACAUGCACAUCUUCCUAUAAAAUCUGCAACAAAGUGCAAAAACAAAUCAUUGUAGUGUAGAUUGUUAGCAAAACGUCAAACAUGUAUUACUAUGUGACAUGGGUGCUAUUUCUAAGUGCAGUUGUGCAAAGUUCACAAAAUUUCGAAGACAAUCUUGUCAAAAGAAUGGUAAAGGAGUGUUUGGUCUCACGCAAUGCAAUCCUAUGUUUCGCCAAUAAAGCUGCAAAAGCUCUGGAGAGGUCCAUGGACUGGAAUGUGCAUUUUUUUGACGGUGUCACAUUUGAGAGAAACAAGGAAAAAGCUCCAGAGAGUGAAGCCAGAGCUCGCACUUACGGCUUCGGCCGAUUGUUCAAAGCAUUGAACGAUUUUUUGAAUACACACACGUUGACUUUGGAUUUGACCAAAGGGGAAACAGCAGUGGAGGCUCGCGGUGGCGGAGGAGGAGGUGAAGGUGGUGGAGGAGGAGAUGAAGGUGGCGGAUUUGGAGGAUACAAAAACGCCAUAAAAAAGGAAAAAAAAUACAUGCAGUAUGCGUUUAUGGUACUUCUUGGUAUUUUUGGCUUGACUGGACCUUUAAUGAUGAAAACGUUGGCAAUAAUGGCGGCGAAGGCACUGCUUGCUAGAUCAGGAGAAGACUUCUGUUAAGGUUCAUACUGUUAGUGCUCAUGAUGGCCACGACAGAAUCUACAUUCCCACUCAGUCAGCACCUUAUUGGUCAUAUCAACCCGAUUCUAAACACACGUGACACAAAAAUGAUUUACUUUAUAAUUUAUUUAUUUAUUGUUAAGUUAAAUAAAAGUUCUUCGAUGAA
Tribolium madens (black flour beetle) is the source of this 813-nucleotide messenger RNA. RefSeq lists its product as uncharacterized. Bases 84 to 647 code for a protein of 187 amino acids. NCBI's taxonomy places the organism in Eukaryota, Metazoa, Arthropoda, Insecta, Coleoptera, Tenebrionidae. The record is from RefSeq and is a predicted model, not a curated record. The transcript is spliced from 2 exons.